AUGGGAGGAGCACGCCUCGUCUCCUCUUCCUAUAAGAAGCGUGGAGCGUCCAAGUUGGGACUCCACACAGCUACUCAGGAGCAACGAAAUGAUCUGCCCUGGAGCCGCAGCAAAAUGCUGGAUGGACACCUACUCCUGGGAUGGUUAUCGUUCACACUCGUAGUCUAUGUCGUCCACUUGCCGCCACCUAGCGCAGCCUACUUCGGGUUGACAGGUAAUGAGCCGCUGUCUAUCCUGCCACUGAACUCUUUACCGGAGGAGAACGUGGGCCGGGCCCACUACAAGCUGUGCGACCGGCUCAAGCUGGAAAAGAAGCAGCGCAGGAUGUGCAGACGUGACCCGGGCGUGGCUGAGACCCUGCGAGAGGCCAUUACAUUGAGCGCCCUAGAAUGCCAAUACCAAUUCCGCUUUGAGAGGUGGAACUGCACCUUGGAAGGCCGCCACCGAGCCAACAUGCUUAAAAGAGGAUUCAAAGAGACAGCCUUCUUGUAUGCCAUCUCUUCUGCGGGUCUGACCCACGCCAUGGCCAAAGCCUGCAGUGCAGGUCGGAUGGAGCGCUGCACAUGCGACGAGGCCCCUGACCUGGAGAACCGCAAGGCGUGGCAGUGGGGCGGCUGCGGGGACAACCUCAAAUACGCCAACAAGUUUGUCAAGGACUUCCUGGGCAAACGCUCCAACAAGGACCUCCGCGCUCGCGUGGACAUGCACAACACCAACGUUGGCCUGAAGGUUAUUAAAGCUGGCGUGGAGACCACCUGCAAAUGCCACGGGGUCUCCGGCUCCUGCACCGUCCAGACCUGCUGGAGGCAGCUGCUGCCCUUCCACGAGAUCGGCAAGCAGCUGAAGCAGCGUUAUGAGACCUCAGUUAAGGUGGGCAGCUCCACCAACGAGGCUACAGGGGAGGGUGACAUCUCCACCUCAGGGCGGGGUCAACACCAGCAGCAGCAGCAGCAGCCGCAGCAGCAGACACCACAGCAUCACCACCACCAUCUGUCUGGUCUCAACGACCAGAUCCCCCGCACCAUGGACCUGCUCCACAUCGAGGACUCACCCAGUUUCUGCAGGCCCAGCAAGUUUUCAUCGGGCACGGCAGCUCGUAAGUGCUACAAGGACAAAAAUUGCGACGCCAUCUGCUGCGGGCGGGGCCACAACACCCAGAGCAGGGAGGUGACGCGGCCCUGCCAGUGCCAGGUGCGCUGGUGCUGCUACGUGGAGUGCAAGCAGUGCACGCAGAGGGAGGAGGUCUACACCUGCAAGGGCUAACACCGACACCGGGAGAGGGAGUUGAGACACUGUUCUCUGACGCCAUAUGCACUUUGAGGGAUUGUUUUGUUUGUUUUAUUUUUUUGCGGUGGCUUUGCGAAUUUCUCCUCAAGACAACUGGGUAAACAUCUCAAGCCUUCAAGAUGACAAAGAAUGCAACCUUUUCAAAUGCAAGCAUAGCCAAGAGACUCAAAGACGAAGAACGACGUGUUUAUUGAAAGCGACAGAAGAGGUCUGCUCCAUCGGCGACUUCUACGGAAAAUUCAGACAGGGUGUAAGAAUUUACACGCACAUUUUUUACACGCGCACACAUUGUGUGUUUGCAUAUGCAUGUACAUAACUUCAUAUAGCGUUAUAUAAAUAUAUUGUAAAGACAUUAUACAAGCCACUUAUCUAAUUUUACGUUAAGAGAAACCACUAACCGCACCAACGCUUUUGCCGUUUGUGUGACUGAUAGAAGAUACGUUUUUGGUUGUUUGGUUGUUUUUUUUAAGACUUCCCCUUCACACUUCGAAGGAAAACUUACUUUUUUUUGGUUUUAAAUGAAUUUGCAGCUGUUAGGCUGUUGCAUCAUACAGUCAUGGAAAAAAUGAUUAGACCACCCUUUUUUCUUCAGUUUUGUGUUCAUUUUAAUGCCUGAUACAACUAAAGGUACCUUUGUUUGGACAAAUAUAACAGUGACAACAAAAAUAGCUCAUAAGAGUUACAUUUUUUGGCAGAACUUAAGUGAUUUUGGUUAUUAUCAAGAAAACCAUGGAAGUUGCUGAUAUCAGCUGUUAAAUUAAACUCUUAUGAGCUAUAUUGGUUAUCAUCAUUAUAUUUGUCCAAACAAAUGUACCUAAGUUGUACCAGGCAUUAAAAUGGAUCAAUAAACUGAAGAAACAAGGGUGGUCCAAUCAUUUUUUCCAUGACUGUAUAAGUAUACACUUGCUGGACGUAUUAGGGACACCUGUACAAGCUAAUGAGAGCCAAUACAACAGUGUCAAUCAAAAUUGAGGAUUACUAUCUUUGACCUGUAAAUGUAUAUGUGGAUCUCCUGGAUUGUGCAGGUGUACAUAAUGUCGCGUCUGGUGAACAAGGAACGCAAGCAGUCAGUUUAGGUGCCUCUCGGCCUCCAUUGAACCAUUGUUCAGGGAAUAACUCAAACCACUAUGGCUGUUUGACCACAUUAUAAAGACGACAGUGGCCUUGUGUGAUAAAACGUGGACGCUCCUCAUUGUGACGCUUAAAUCCACCAAGAAAGCUGUGGAGAAAAUGGAGGAAUGUAGCCCCUAUACUAUUUCAAAUCCUUCCCUUUCCGGCUACCACCAAUCCAUUGAGCCAUACUCCUCAUGCCAUUCACAUUAAUCAACCACACAUCUCAUAAGGUGGGGGAAGCUGUUUCCAUGAUAAUAAGACAGUGAGGAUAAAGACGUGUGCAUAGUCAGCAUUUAGGGUGCGUUCACACUUCAAACAAACUAUCGUGCGUUUCUUCUGCAUUUGUUUGGUCAUGUGUAAAUGCCAUCAUCUGAACCCUGGUGUGCUGAAUCGGUGUGGUUCCGUUGACUAGAGCUCAAAUGUGUAUGCUACACACAGACCAUUGUUAAACUGACAGCAAAAAGCAUGCAGAAAUGACAAAUAUGUAAGAAAAAAUGCAUUGGAUUGGAGCUUUUUCUGAACUAUAAAGUGGUAAAUAUAGCAGAAUAUAAAAAUAAUAUACAUAUUCGACCCAGCAGAUGGCAGUUUGAUUAGGAAUAUUUGUAAUUUGUAAUAUGUUACAAAAGCUGCCCAAUCAAGUCCUCACUCUCCGCAUAUGUUCUUUACUGCACAGCCUUUGGUCCCAUGACAAAGAUACCAGUGUGAAUGCUCAGCGAACCACAACAAAGUGUGCCCCGAGUAUCUUUUUUUAUUUUUGGUCCAGGCUAAAGUGCUGAACCACAAGUGUGAACAGAGCCUUAUAUUGUAUACAACUAUCAAAUACAGGGCCUUUUUAUAUGCCUUGUUUUUUGACUACUGAGUGAGGGACCCAGCUUUGUAUGAUAGCGUUCAUUCCCACACUGAAGCCCAAAAGUAUUUAAAGAAAAAAAUCUGUAUUUAUGGAUGAAGUGGAGACUUUUGUUGUAAAUAAGUUUCUUCUCCUGUGGUAAAAAGGCAAACAUAAAGGCACAUGUUAUUGCUAGAAGUUUUAGAUUGUAAUCAUAGAUAAUGGACCAUGCUUUUUUUUUAAUUAACAACAAUUGCAUGCUUCAGGAAGAUAGUUUUUGUCCUGAAUUUGAAGCAUUUUGGUAAGCGUGAGUCAUGCCAAAUAAAGCCCUGGUCAAAACAUAUACAUAGAACCUUCACGCUACAUGGAAACCAUAAUAGCUAUGGUGGGACAUGCAGCUCAAAUGCCUUCUUGCCGCAGCUUUUUGGUAUGUGUGCUCUCUCGACACUAAAAAAAACCCAAAACAAGACAUUCCCUACUAUUGAAUGCAUCAACAGGAAUACCAAAAUGCCCACAGAGUUUGUUUAUAGAUUGUAUGUAAGCCGAAAGAGGAGAAUGAUGCAGCAGCAGAUAAUGAUGAUGUCAAACCACAAAUCCAAAAACUCUGCACUGUUUAGGUAGCAGUAGAUCAUGUACAAAAAAAAAUCUAUUUUGUAGAAAUAAAAAGAUAAAUUAUUUUUUAAAUAUAUUAUGAGCAUGUGUUUAGUGUAAAUAACGUUAAAAGUCUAAAUUGAUUUUAUAUCAUGUAUUUUUUUAUGUUUUGGGGUGGAGGCUUCAAGAAGCAGUUCCAUGUAUUAAUUUCAAAACUUGCUGUUUUUUUUCCUAAGCACUAACAAAUCCUAACAAAUUUGUAUUCAUGUGCACCAUCUUCCGACUAAAUCAGUCAUCGACUAUUGCUUCUGAUCCGUUUGUAUAAUCAGCUACUUUUGUGAAAAAGCUAUAUAACGUUGUCACUUUUACACAUUUACAUUUUUUUUGUUAGGGUUUGUGUUGUGCAUGGAAACAAACACACAUGUAUUGCAGCAAUGAUGCCAUACAGCAACAACGGUUUGUCAUGUCUUAUGGGAACCCUAAAUUAUUUUUCCUCUACCUCAUGUGUAUAGCUCGUAGACGUAAACAGAUCACAAAUGACUGGUAAGAAUGUAUUUAAGUUAUUUAACAUCUUUGUAUAACAAAGGCGAAGAGAAAAUCUGAAAUAAUAAAUGAAUUUUUAAAUUAUUUCACACGUUGCUUGGCGAGUCAUUGGGUUUGUUGUAUCUGCUAUUAGGAGAGGUGCUCGAUAUUGGCUUUCUUACCAAUAUCCAAUGUACCGAUAUUGUCCAGCACUUCAUUUCCGAUGCCAAUAUUGGUAGCAGCUCUCCCCUGAAACUAACUUCAGGUGACAUCUGAUGUAAUUAAUGAACACAUUAUGCUUCCUGUACUGUGAUGCUACUGGAUGCAUUUAACACAUAAACACUGCUGGUCCAAAAUAAGACAAAUACUGCAAUAUGCAAUGUAUAUAAUAGAAAAAGCGGCAUAUUUAUUUUAAACAUUUUGUCACAAAAGAAGUCAUUUAAAAAAAAUCAUGACCAGUGGUCAACAAUUAAGACAGGUUAGUGUUAAUAAACUCACAAAUAAAAAUCCAUUUAAAUAAUGCUGGUAACGAUAGACUUUGAAGAGCUGCACAUUUCUAUGUGGCACAAAUAGCCAUAUAACAGCAAAGUAAAGUGCAAAGUAUGAAACUCGACUAACACAAACAGUGACAUGGGAUGGAUAUUAAGUGAGGUAGGGAACUGAAGCUUGACGUUUGGGACUAUCUGGUCCACUGUGAAAGGCCCGAUGAACCUUGGGGAAAGCUUCUUGAGGACUGUCUUUAGAGGAUAGCCAAACCAGCUGUCCGGGUCUAUAGGUAGGGGCGGUGUUGCGAUGAGGCAUCCACCUCAACAAUAAACGGGCGAGAGGGGUCAGAGUGGGUGAGGACGUCGGAAGUAGUGAAGAGGGACUUAAGUUUGUUAAAUGCCGUGUCAGCCUCGGGUCCAAACAAACUGAACCUCUGUGAACGUAAGAUUGGUGAGAGGUUCCGUGAUUUGACUAAAGUUGCGGAUGAGUCUGCGGUACAAAUUGGCAAACCUCAGAAACCUUUGCAUCUUCGAUAUAGGAGUGGGCCAACUGACCACGGCCUGUAUUUUCGCCGUGUCAGCUUUGAGUUGCCCUUUCUCCAAAAUGAACCACAGAAACGGCAUAGAAUCAGAGUGAAAUGCACAUUUUUCAGCCUUAACAAAUAAGCAGUUCUCCAGAAGAUGUUGAAGUACCAAUGUCACGUGGUGUCUAUGCUUGGAAUGGGAAGAGGAGAAGAUCAGAAUGUCAUCUGCUGUAGGUACACAACUCCGAAACUACCUAACAUACCGCGUAACUAACUUCUGAAAUACAGUGGGGUCGUUGGUGAGACCAAAGGCAUAACCAAGUAUUCAAAGUGCCCCAUAAGUGUAUUAAAUGCCAUCUUCCAUUCAUCCACCUCUAUAAUGCAGACAAAAUGGCUAGCAUUAUGAAGGUCCAGUUUAGAAAACAUUACAGUGGAGUGAAGGAAGGAAAAUGCAGAAUCCAUAAGAGGAAGCGGUUAUUUGUAAUCUAUUUAUGGCCUUAAGGAACUAUCUUUCCUGUUAACAAGAAAAAAACAGCACCUGACGGAGAGGUGGAAGGGCGUAUGAGCCCAGCCGCAAGCGAGGUUGAGAUACAAUUAUCAAGGGCUGUGUGCUCAGAGUUGGAAAUAUUAAAAAGUCUAGAGGUGGGUAAUUUAGCAGCCCCUGGAUGGAUGAGUUGUAAGGUCGAUGAGGUGGAAGCUCCACAGACCUGUCUUUACUGAACACCUCUUUAAAGUCAUGAUGUUCUUUGGGCACAUGGUUCUUGGAAGAUAUCCCAUCACCCCCCAAACAGUCUGUUCAAUGUGUUUUGUGUUAACAUUUCAAGUGUCUGGAACGGAUUAAUUGGAUUUACAUUAUUUUAAAAUUUGCUUUGGUUAGAGUACGUUUUGGUUUGAGUCAGAGCUUCUGUAACAGAUUAAUGACGUUAACCAAAGCACCACUGUAUAUUAAACUUCUUACCAUAUCUUCAUAUGUUAUGACAGUAGACGGAGGCAUAGUCUACUUUAUUCUGACCUGAACACAUCAAAAGCAGUACAAUUGCAACAACAUUGUGCAUCUCCAACUCAUAAACUUCCUGAUUCUCCAAGUGCAUUCACGGACACUCUGAACUCUGAACAUCACAACAUCUUUAUGCAUGUAUGUGUGGUCUCAAUAACUAGAAAGUCAAAGAAGAACAAUAAGUGGAUAUGCUUAUCAGCAUUUAAAAUGCUUGGAAAUGCAAGAAAAUACACUCAAAACGUGACUUUCACUUAAAUUAUCUGGUGUCUUUGAGCACAAACCCUCAUCCCUGAUAAUAACUAUAGUGUGAAU
Molecule: messenger RNA, 6657 nt
Organism: Dunckerocampus dactyliophorus (ringed pipefish)
Lineage: Eukaryota; Metazoa; Chordata; Actinopteri; Syngnathiformes; Syngnathidae
Gene: wnt9a
Product: wingless-type MMTV integration site family, member 9A
Exons: 4
Coding region: 1-1263 (420 amino acids)
Biological process (GO): canonical Wnt signaling pathway; multicellular organism development; cell fate commitment
Cellular component (GO): extracellular region
Molecular function (GO): cytokine activity; frizzled binding
Source: RefSeq, a predicted model, not a curated record